UGCCACUCACAAUAUGGCGGACGUACUGACGUAUAAUUUCUUCUGACGUUAUAUUUCCGCGACUUGUAGUUCCCACGAGUUUUUAGCGGAGUUGCUAGUGAUGGCUGGCAGCAGGAUGAAGUUGGAGUUGUCCAAAGUGGUUCAGGGAAGAUGUCGUUUGGGUCAACUGAAGGAGAUAGGAAGGAUGGGGCAGCACUGUCUGGACAUUCCAGGAUGUCUUCUGUACACGCACCUUGGCACCGUUCCCCACCUCACCCAGGACACCCUGCACACCCUUAGCAGCCUCCCCACUGUCACCCAGGUCACUCUAUCCAACAUUGCAGAGCACCAAGAAGUUCUGGAGGAGUUUAAAGGCGGAUUUAAGAAGUUUGCAGGUCUCCAUGAUACUGUGUUGUACUGCUCACUCCACGACUCUGCAGCCCAAAGCCCGACAGGCCACACCACCAACAAGACGGUGUCAGUUUGGGGCAGCGGUGGGCGGAUAGAGCUGACAGUGGCUAAGUUCAUGGCCCUUCAGAGGACGGUGCAGCCAGACUGGUACCAGACCAUGGCAGAUGGGGAGACCUGGCAGACCGGCAUCUCACGGAAAAGGGUUCGAAAGUCGGUGGACCGAUCUCUGGCUCAUUUGGACGAAUGUCUGCUGGUGCAUCAGAAAUCACAGGAAUUGGAUGGAGUCAGUGUGUUUGGGGUGGUGGAGGGAGGAGACAUCUUGGAAGAGAGGCUGCGCUCGGCCAGGGAGACGGCCAAAAGGCCCGUAGCGGGAUUCUGCCUGGACUGCUUCCAGAACGGUGCCAUGGAUCAGGCCCUGAGGAGCCAGCUCAUCACUGCUGUCACUAAGGAGCUGCCUGAGGACAAACCCAGAUUGCUGCAGGGCGUGGGGCGACCUGAUGAGGUGCUGGCGUGCGUCGAAGCAGGCGUAGACCUUUUCGAGGGUUUCUUCCCUUUCCAGGUGACGGAACGGGGCUGCGCUCUCUGCUUCCUCUUCGACAUCACACCGGACUCGGAGAGCGCAGGUAGAGCCCGCCUCACAGCGGCUGAUGAAGAGCAGCACACAGCGGGGGAGACGCAGCCGAACGGAUAUCUUAAUUGUGAUGAUCAAACACACAUGACACGCUUCGAGAUGGAUCUCAAAGACAAAAGGUACCAGGACGACUUCAGGCCCCUGGUGGAAGGGUGUGGCUGCUAUUGCUGCAGGAACCACCAGAGGGCGUACGUGCACCACCUGCUGGUGACCAAUGAGCUGCUGGCUGGAGUUCUCCUCAUGAUUCACAACACAAGCCACUACAACAGCUUCUUCAGGGCAGUCAGAGAAGCUUUGGCCAAUGACAAAAUGGACCUCCUGAGGAGGCGUGUGCUUGGGACAGUAAAGGAGUAAAGCGGAUAACUGAGAGGGACGGGAAGGGGACAAGGCAGAAAAUGUUUCUCUAAACUGGCACAACGCAGGUUACUGUAAUGCUGCACAGACCUUCAGAUGACUUAUGUUUGCUAAACCCAGAUCUCUGAAAAAUAAAGAAGAAAAGGAGCAGAUAAAUAUUGAGAAUUCUGUUUGUGUGUUCAGUUCAUCUCAAGUUCACAGUGCAGGUUUAUAUCUCAAACUGCUGGCAAUGACUAAAAUAACAAAACAAUUUAUCACCAAAUAUUUUGGGUAUUUAGCAAUUAAGAUAAUUUAGAGGCGUUCUGAGUUUGGUGAUUUCCACUACCUACUGGAGCUGUGCGAUGACGAAGGUCGCUUUCAGCGCAACUUUCAUCUUCCGAAGGCCCAGUUUGACAACCUGCUGACCAUAUCGGUGCCUGCAUCUCCUGACAGUACUCCAACUACAGGCCACAUAGUAAAGUCUCUCUGACUGGUUGAAACUCCAGCAGACAUGCGUCAAACGCUUGAAAUCCAAAAACGCGCAGUGCCGGAUGUGCAAAACGCGUUUGGUCUGUUUGCAGCAUUAAAAAUCGAGCCACUGUUGAUGAAAGAAGGAAGUUACUGUGGCCCAUGAUAUUUCAACGAGGGCCAGUACCCCUUAGGUCCAUCCCCACUGGCAAUCAUGCGACAGGAUGAUGGUUCCUAUAACACACGCCGACAAUCUAGAGAUUUUGCCUGUUAGAGUUAGAGCUGAAUAAUUGGGUCAAGAGGAUGUUGCUGGGAAUCCUUGCAUUGGCCUAAGUACUGGGAGAUAAGACGUCGAAUGGACUCAUUUACAUAGCAGCACAUAUUAGAAGAACAAAUCAGGGUAAUAUAUUACGCAGUAUAAACAGUCCAUCUUUAUAUGUUAAGUCAAACAGUGUGUUGCUAAAGUGUUUCACGACCGUCCACUCCUCUCACCCUGCUAACAGGAGCUGCGAGUUGACAGCUCCACCCUUCAUGCUGCUGACAAAGGAUAAAGAUCAGAUACAGAUACGGGUUUGUGCUGCCUCCCGUGCAGUGAUGGAGCAUGGCUCAUUGUGAAGGUGAGGGGGUAUAAUUGACUGCCAGAGCAUGCCAAUGCCUGUGGGAGGGGAACAGGGGACCGAUGUAGUAAGAGAAGAGUGUGACAGAUUUAUGAAACGGCAACGGGAAGUUUUUUCCCCCCCGCUGCACUGUGAGUUACCCAAACUGCAUCAAGCAUUGUAAAGAAGGAGGUUGGGGGAUUUGCUGUCAUUAAGUAGGUGGGAGCUGAGUGUAAGUGCCUGAGUAAUAAAAGCACAGGAUUGGCCAGGAAUGAUAAGGAAAAAAAGUAUUAAAAUCUCUGGGAAGCAGGGUAAAAUCUAAAACAAGCAGUGACCUUUAAACUGUUUAUUUUAACGUCUUGUGGGAUACAAGCAGACUAAAGGUAUUGCAGGGGAGGUUAUGAAGGGCAAUCCGCCAUAUUAGUCUGUAAAAAUAGAAGUGAUUGGAUCUCACCCUUCCUCACCAGAAAAGCUGCUGCAGAUUCUUCACCCUGAAACAUUUCCAGAUGAGGUUUUCAACAGUAAAAAGAACGCCAGUGCGUGUGACAAACUGGAACGAAGGUCUGCAAAAUUAUCCACACUUUGUGGUUUCGUCUGGUUAUAGCAUUAAUGCGGUCUUUUAGAAGACAUUACUGCUGACCGAUGAUUGAAUUUGCUUCUCGGGGUCUGAACUCCUCCCAGUUUAUUUACAUAGAUUUAUUGAGCUUGUGGUUGUCCGUUGUACAGUACAGGAAAACACAUAUGCACGGUGUAAAAUGCCUUUAAAUACAUUCAACUUUUAUUGAAAGUUGAAUGUAUUGAACUUGCAAUGUAUCACCCGCUAGCUGAUAAAGGAAGUUAAAACUG
Messenger RNA from Xiphophorus hellerii (green swordtail), 3264 nucleotides. RefSeq names its product queuine tRNA-ribosyltransferase accessory subunit 2 (gene qtrt2). The record is from RefSeq and is a predicted model, not a curated record. Bases 101 to 1375 code for a protein of 424 amino acids. The transcript has 9 exons. NCBI's taxonomy places the organism in Eukaryota, Metazoa, Chordata, Actinopteri, Cyprinodontiformes, Poeciliidae.